GCAGCUCUACAACACACAGCAAAACAAAGUACAGUCUGAUUUAUCAGGAUCACUGGACAGUCUCACAGCAGACAUGGGCUGGAAUGAGACUCAGCUGUUCAGCAUUAACGACACACUGGAAGAGAUGCAGUCUGUCCUCUGGGAAGAAUUAUCGAAUGAAAGUGCAGAACCACCUUUUGAUAUCAUUGCUAUUGAUCCUCCACUCAUUAGAUUACAUCAUGAGGUGAACUUCACCAAAACGAGUGAAGACAUGCCUUCAGUAAAAGGAAACCUCACCACCGUCUUCCUCACCAUCGUUUACAUCUUCGUCUUCAUUGUGGGGUUGCCCACCAACGCCAUGGCCCUCUGGGUGUUCCUCUUCAGGAAGAAGAAGAAGCAUCCAGCGUCCAUCCUACUGGCCAAUCUAGCGCUGGCUGACCUGCUCUUCAUCGUGUGGCUCCCACUGAAGAUCACCUACCACUUCAACGGCAAUGACUGGACCUUCGGGGAGCCGCUGUGUAAAGUCCUAGUGGGGUUUUUCUACGGGAAUAUGUACUGCUCCACUAUCUUCAUAGCCUGCAUCAGCGUCCAGCGCUACUGGGGGAUUGUCCACCCACUUUCUAGAAAAAAAACAAACAGCCGUGCAACUGUCUGCAUCUCUCUUUGUGUGUGGGUUGUAGUCUGGCUCCUCACCAUACCGCUCUAUAUGUAUCAGCAGACUGUUAAAGUCACCAAUCUGAUGACCACCUGCCAUGACGUAGUUUACCGAAACCAGUUAGAUUUUCCUAUUGGAUAUUUCCUCACUAUGGGCAUUGUGGGAUAUGUAGUUCCCUGUGUGGUGUGCAUAGUGGCAUAUUUCCUCAUAUUCAAGUCCCUCAGGAGCUCUUUUACAAAGACCAGUGGCAACAAGAAGAAAAGGAAGGCUGUAAUCCUGAUGGUCAUUGUUCUGGUGAUGUUCCUGGUCUGCUUCACUCCCAAUAACAUCAUGGUGAUGGUGCAUUUCUCUCUGCUGGCUCGAGGGAUCGAGAAUGACACUCAUGGCUUGUACAUCAUCACACUGUGCCUGUCCAGCCUGAACAGCUGUCUGGACCCAUUUGUGUAUUAUUUCAUCUCAGAUGAGUUCAGAGAUCAUGUGAAGAACACGCUGAUGUGUCACAGUGCACGUUCUGCUGAGAGGAUGAAGGUGGCCUUCAGACCUUUGAAGGUCUCCACAGAAUCUUCAUCGUAGGAAACAGCACCUGUGGAAGUGUACCUGCACAAUGCAAUCUUCACUGGUACUCAGCAGCGUUAACAUUCUCCAAGAACUUUCAAAAGUACUCCGUAUUCAGAUACUGCAGAAUACAUUGACAUGCCAAGAGCCGAGGGGCAGCAGUUCAUAGUUUGAUGUUGAAGGGGAUGACUUGUUUAAGUUGUGUAAUCAUGUGAGGUUGAACUCUGGCCAGCAAGGCAUGCUAGUGGGUGGCAGACGGAUGGUAAAUUCCAUUUCCCAAGUUGUGUGGGCAUUUAACAUUCCUCAAUCCACAGUGUCACUUACCGGGAUUACAUCAUAGAAGGCAUUAUUACCUACAGUGGACAGCAUAGCAGCCGCCCAUAGGAUCAUGACUGGCAACACCUGGCUAGAAUUGUCUGUUCAAACAGACAAGCAACUCUGGUCGUGUUCAAUAACUUCCAUAGGAUACAGGAGCAGGAGGUCCACUACGCUGCCUCUGGUAAUACCAUAACACCAAACACCUCACCUGGGCUUGUUCUUAACAUGAUCCUAGAGGACUGUCAACAUGGCGUUUGGUCCAAUGAAUCAUGAUACCGGUUGUUUCAGGCUAAUGGUGGGGUUCAUGUGUAGUGCAGACCCCAUUAAGCCUCGUUGUCAACAAGACUCUGCGCAGACUGGUGGUGGGGUAUGUUCCCAUGGCACAGGUUGGGUCCUCUGGUCUGCCUGAAUUUAUCAUCAACUGUUUAUCUGCCUGGUGACCAUUUGUAGCCCUUUAUGGACCUCAUGUACACCUACAAUGAUGGGAUAUUCCAGCAGGAUAAUGCACCAUGCCAUCAGGCCCAGGUUGUCCAGAAUUGGUUUAAGGAAUCAUUCUGGAGAGUUCUGGCAAUUGAUGGGCCAAUCAAGCAUUUAUGGCAGGUCCAGUCACACGAGACAUCCUACAAACACCACAGUUCUAUGGUGGCUGUUAAGACAGAAUGUCUCCACAUAUCUCUAGACAUCUUCUGUCCAGUUAUGGAAUCAUUGUCAAGUUGUUGCACUUUGCCAGGCUAGAAGGGGUCCUACACGGUCCUGGUUUCUGUUCCAUGACUUUUGCCAUGUCAAAGUAUAAUACCAUACACCACGUACUAUAUCAUAAACAAAUGUUGAAACUGAGAAAUGUUAUCAUUUGUUAUAGAAUUUCAGCUGCUUAUCAGUUUCAGGGUCUCCAAUGUCAUAUUUUUCAUUUGAUAAUGUGUCAGAUGUUCUCAGUGGUGACCGGUCUGGACU
Messenger RNA from Pygocentrus nattereri (red-bellied piranha), 2458 nucleotides. RefSeq names its product proteinase-activated receptor 2-like. Lineage: Eukaryota; Metazoa; Chordata; Actinopteri; Characiformes; Serrasalmidae. Gene Ontology annotation, molecular function: thrombin-activated receptor activity. Gene Ontology annotation, biological process: thrombin-activated receptor signaling pathway; phospholipase C-activating G protein-coupled receptor signaling pathway; blood coagulation. Gene Ontology annotation, cellular component: membrane. The record is from RefSeq and is a predicted model, not a curated record. The transcript has 2 exons. Bases 74 to 1207 code for a protein of 377 amino acids.